Nicotiana tabacum (common tobacco) is the source of this 696-nucleotide messenger RNA. The record is from RefSeq and is a predicted model, not a curated record. NCBI's taxonomy places the organism in Eukaryota, Viridiplantae, Streptophyta, Magnoliopsida, Solanales, Solanaceae.
AUGUUAGCCGUGAUGCCAUUCCACACAAAGGCUAUACCAUGGGACUAUACAGCUGAGGUAAGGAGGAAAGACAAGGUUAGGUUCGAGGAAACUGUUGCCGCACAGGGUAUAACAAGAACUGGUAGGGUCUAUACCCCGGAACACCUAGCUGAGUCAAGCAAUUCCCACGCCUCAGCUCAAACUCAGUCCUCACUUCAUAGCUUCAGUCUUCACUCUUCUUCACGCCUCACAAGUCGCAGACUCGCAGUGUCGCACCCAGAGACUGCUGUGCUGGUGCUGCUCACUUCAGUCUUCACGUCUCGGAGGGCUAGUGGUAUCAACUUCGAGUUCGUGAUUGAAGGGGCGGAAAAUGACCUGAACCGCUAUGGAACCCUACCCGCAUCGAAAUCAGCUGUUGAGGGUCUGCCCAGUAUUAAAGUUAAUGAGGAAUUGCUUAAAUCUGAGCUGGCACAGUGUGUUGUGUGUAAGGAUGAUUUUGAGCUAGGGUUAGAUGUGAAACAGCUGCCAUGUAAGCAUGUUUAUCAUGAGGGUUGUAUUCUCUCGUGGCUUGAGUUGCAUAAUUCGUGCCCUGUUUGUCGAUAUGAGUUGCCAACUUGGUUCCAUUUUGUGUUUCUGCUCUUCUGCUAUGCUUCUGGUCUUGUAACUGUUAGCUAUGUUUCUGUUAUGCUUCAACUGCAUAGCUUUGAAUAUUUUUAA